Molecule: messenger RNA, 1577 nt
Organism: Aspergillus ibericus CBS 121593
Lineage: Eukaryota; Fungi; Ascomycota; Eurotiomycetes; Eurotiales; Aspergillaceae
Product: putative cell cycle control protein (Cwf23)
Exons: 1
Coding region: 160-1476 (438 amino acids)
Biological process (GO): spliceosomal complex disassembly
Cellular component (GO): spliceosomal complex
Molecular function (GO): nucleic acid binding
Source: RefSeq, a predicted model, not a curated record
GUUUUCUUCCACAUCCUCGUUUACAGACCUCCAGGUGGCGUGUCGCACGCUCCUCACAUACUACGGUAACCUAAUUUCCCACCAUUCAAAGGAAACACCCCUGCCUGAAAUCAAAAACAAGAACGCGACGGCCAACGCCCUUUCCAAAGGCGCAUCACCAUGGCCUCGAACGACGACCUCAAGGCCCACGCGGCCUCAACCGAAGACUUCUACGGCCUUCUCGAUAUCUCACCUGCGGCUGCAGAGUCUGAAAUUCGUCGCGCCUACCGUCGAACAGCACUGAAGUACCACCCGGAUAAAAUUGCGAACCCCACCCCGGCAGAUAUCGACAAGUUCCACGUCCUACAAAUCGCCUACGAUGUGCUAUCCGACCCCUCGGUGCGACAGCUCUACGAUAAUGCGCGUGAGGCGCGCGAACGCAAGAAGCGCGAAAGGGAUAUGAUGGAUGCGGCGAAGAGGAAGAUGAGGGAAGAUUUGGAGGCCAGGGAGCGUGCUGGUGCUGCGGCGAUGGGUGGCGCAGUGCCACGGGGUGUGAAGCGGCCAUGGAUGGGCGCUGAUGCUGGUGGUGACGAUGCUGAAGCCAAGUUGCAGAGAGAGAUCGACCGGAUUGCAGAGGAUGGGCGUCGACGACGACGCGAGGCGGAGGAACGGUUGAAACAAGAAAUGGAAGAGGAGGAGAAGUUGAUGCGUCAGGAGGAAGAGGAGGCACAACGCGCGGCAGACAGGAGCAGCCAGAAGGUCGACCGCUCGAAGGAGGGCGGUGCAAAUGUACCAGAGCUAGAACGGGGUGUGAAGGUGCGUUGGGUUCGUGAAGGACGCGGUUCAGACCUGGACAAAGACCGUUUGAUGUCCCUGUUCGCUCCAUUCGGCAACAUCGAGAAUGUCCUGCUGCUGAAGGACAAGCGACAACGUCUCGGUGAUAGUCGCGAAAAGAAGACGGUCGCGACAGGUGUGGUGAUCUUCGCCUCCAUCGUCAGUGCCCACUCUGCUGUCCUGGACAGUGAGAAAAAGAUCCAUCAGAGCACUGGACAAGCAGACAGCGACUGGUCUGCUAUCGAAUCGGUCUUUUGGGCGUCAGGUAACCAACCCGACCUGAACGCGGAAGCCAACGGCCACUAUACCACCACACCUUCAGAGCAACAAGCCAAGUCUCAAGAGCCAGCUCCUUCCGCCGCCCCAUCAAAACCAUCCUUCAAUUUCCCGGGUCUGAAAUCUGCAUCGUCUGGAGCUGCCGGCAAACAACCUGGAAAAGCGCCGUCCUUCGGCUCCUUUGCUUCCGCAGCAGCAGCAAAGUCAGGAAAACCUGCGCCUGCUGGCCCCAAUGGCUCGAGUACUCUGAGCUUGGAGGAAGUAACAUUGAUGCGAUUGAAGAACGCUCAGCGUGAGAAGGAACGCAAAGCUCUCGAAGAACAGCUCAGAAAAGAAGACGAGGCUGCAGAUGCCGCAGAGGCUGCAGCGGCCGAAGCCAAGGUGUAGUCGCUUUGGGCAUCAUUUGGGGAGAUUUGGCCGAAAAAGCACUAGAUUUUGAGUCAUGUAUUCAUAGACAAUUUUAUAGCAUAGAUACCCUCGCAUUUCAU